Camarhynchus parvulus is the source of this 2884-nucleotide messenger RNA. It is a transcript of the gene GNG7, whose product is annotated as G protein subunit gamma 7. The record is from RefSeq and is a predicted model, not a curated record. The transcript is spliced from 5 exons. Bases 268 to 474 code for a protein of 68 amino acids. Gene Ontology annotation, molecular function: G-protein beta-subunit binding. Gene Ontology annotation, cellular component: heterotrimeric G-protein complex. Gene Ontology annotation, biological process: G protein-coupled receptor signaling pathway. Lineage: Eukaryota; Metazoa; Chordata; Aves; Passeriformes; Thraupidae.
GCCGGCACCGCCCGCGGGCCAGCAGGGUGCGUUGCGCCGCGCGGUGUCUGAGGCGGCGGCUCCGCUCCGCGCCCGCCGCGCCCGCUCCCGCCGGUACCGGAGAUUUGUCCUUUCCACCCUGCAUUGAGUGCCAGAGGAGCUGGGGACACCUGCCCAGGAGCAGUCGAGGAAUCCAGAAAAAAAAAUCAAGGAAUCCACCCAGAGAACGAGGCUGCUCUGCAGUAGGAAGGAUUCUGCUGUGCUGGGGCCCGGAGCCGAUGGCAGAGAAUGUCCACGACUAACAACAUAGCUCAGGCCCGGAAGCUCGUGGAGCAGCUCCGCAUCGAGGCCGGGAUCGAGAGGAUCAAGGUCUCCAAAGCAUCCUCGGAGCUGAUGAAUUACUGUGAGCAGCAUGCUCGGAAUGAUCCUCUGCUGGUGGGAGUUCCUGCUUCUGAGAAUCCCUUUAAGGACAAAAAGCCCUGUAUCAUCCUAUAGCUGUGGAUCCUUCUGGAAGGAGAUCCCCAUCCAGCCUCUGGAUCCAAGGCUCCUCCACAGCUCCACCUGCACCCAGGGGUAAAAACUCAACGCUGGCUUCAAACAGAACUUAAAAAUUCCUGAGAAAAACAAACAAACAAACAAAAAAAAUCCAAGAAAAACAAAACAAAAAACCCAGAGAAAAACAAAAACCAAAACAAAAAAAAAAAAACCACCCAAAAAACAUCCUGAAAAAUUUGGAAGUGGGGGUGGCUGCUUCCUGGGAAGGAAAGUGGGAUUAAAAAUUAGAAUCAGGAUUUUAAAAUUUACCCAGGGUUGAGGGAGGGGAUUUUUUAAAUUGGGAUAUUUGGAUUUGGGAAAGGGGUGGUGGAGGAGGAGGAGGUGGGGGAGUCAUUCCCAGUGGAAUGUGAGAGCUGGACCUGGAUCCAAUCAGAGCCCAAUCAGCAGGAAUUUCCUCUGGAGAAGGGGUGAGGUGGGAACCAUUUUGUAAAAAAUCAGUAGAAAAAGAAAAAAAAAACCCCAAAAAUACCCCAAAAACCCCCAAAUCCAGCUGGAAAAAUCCCUGUUGGGAAUGGCCAGAGGGAGGCUGGGGAGGCUUUUCCCUAAAUCCCACAGCUCUGCUGGGAUCCAGGGAUGGCCCUGCAGGGGGAUUCCCAGCUGGGAGAGAUCCCAGGAGGAAUUUUAGGGAUCCCCAGGGAUGGGGGAGGUUGGGAUCUUUGGGGGGGUCUCUGUGCUGUCCCCAAAUUCAGGGCGGGAGGGAAAGGAAGGAGCUUCCUGGUGCAUCCAGAAUCUUGGAAAAAUCAACUUCUGGGGGAGUUUCAACCCAAAUCAGCAAAUUCCCAGCGUUUCCCGUCUCCCUUUUCCACACUGGAAUUCUUCCCACUAAAUCCAGGGCCUGGGAAUUGUCCAGGGAUGUUUAGGGCAGGUGGGGAGGGGGAGUGGAGGGACCAGUUCUGUUCCCAUCCCUUGGGAAUCUGGGACUGGGAUUGAACUGGGAGCGCUUGAAUCUCACGGGGAUGACCCGGCAUGGAGGAGAGAGCAGGGAAAGGGGAACAGGAAAAGGGGGAGCAGGGAAAGGGGAACAAGAAAAGGGGGAGCAGGAAAAGGAGAAGCUUCCAUGGAGCCCUUGGGUGGAUGCUCGGGAGAACUCCAGGAAUUUUGUGGAGUGGCCACCGGAUCUGUGGGAAAGGGACAAAUCCCAGGAUUUGGGUGCAACGUCUGAGCCCAAUCAGUGUCCCCAGGGCCCAUCCUGGGGCUCAGCAGCUCCUGGGAGACAUUUCCAAAAUCCCAGAAUCCAUGAGGCUGGAAAAGAUUUCCCAAAACCGCCAUAGGCAGAGGCCAUUCCUGGUUAUCCUGAGCACAGGAUUUUUGGGAAGAGAAGGGAUAAAAACAACGCAUCCACGGCUGAUGUGAAAUCCUGGGGGUUUCCCCAUUCCCCACAAAGCUUUGGAUUGGGUUAGGAAUGCCAGGGAUCGGGUUAGGAAUGCCAGGGAUCCCAUCUCGGGACAGGGAACAAUUCCCAUGGGAGAGGAAUUUGCAAUUCCCUGGAUUCCCGCUGAACCCACACUGGUGCUGCAGGGCACCGGGAGCUGCUCCAGCCCUUUUCCAGAGGCGGAUGGAAUUCCCAGGGGGGCGGAGCCGCUCCGUGUCCCCUCCUGGGCUGCAGGAAUGCCGCUGUUCCUUGUUUUCCAUCAUUUGCCUUUGCAACGAAGCCGGGGAAAUGCCACGUUUUGAACCCUAAAGCUGUGCGGCUUUUCCUGGGAAUGCUCCCCGAAUUCCAGGGCUCGGGAAUGUCCCCCCAUCCCUUGGGGGGGGGGAGCAGAGCAGGGAAAAUGGGAUCAUUUCCCAAUAAUUUCCCUCCCUGUCCCUCAGCCCCUGCAAAGCCUUUAUUGGAGGGUUUGAUCCCAAAUCCCAAAUCCCAAAUCCCAUCCCGCUCCAAGCUCCGCCCGCCGGGAAUCACGCGGCCACUCCCGAGUCCAGCCCGGGAUUCCUCCUCCAGGAGGGAAUUCCCUCUUGUCCUUAAUCUCUCGGACAGUUCCAGCCUUAUUUUUCUACUCCAGAUCUGAUUCUUCCUCUGUGUUCGAGACCAGAGCUUGGUGCUAUCCUUGGAGCCGGGGCUGGAGCCGGGAAUUCUUCCUCCUCCUCCUCCUCCUCCUCCUCCUCCUCCUCCUCCUCCUCCUCCUCAGGGGCUCCAGCCCCGCUCCAUUCUCCCCCAGGAGAAUCCCAAGGGAUGCUGGGUCAGACUUUGGGGUCUGGGUGCUUUGGGGUCGCUUUGCCUCCCCCAUCCCGGGGUCCUGCCCGAGCCAAAGCCACGCUGGAGCUGGGAGAAGGGAAAUGGGAAAUGGGAAAUGGGAAAAGGGAGAUGAGAAAAGGGGCAAGGAGCAGGGAAAAGGCGUUGGGAAAAGGGAAA